AACAAAAUGGGGUUUACACAUGCAGGCAGCUGAGUUUCUUUUCUCACCUCAGAAUGAAACAGUGUUGGUUUGUUCAGUCUCUUCAGUCUGUGUGAGGAUGAGGAUGAAGAUCUACAGCUGGCUGUUAGUCUUUAUCCUGGGCUGUAAUGUCAGCGCAGAGAAAAAGCAGAAAAUAAUCAGGCAGAAGGACUCCAUCACUCUGCCAUGUCCUCACCCUGUGGAGGGUAAAGUGACGUGGAGCAGAGAGACAAACGGAAACAGAGUUGACAUACAUACAGUUGAUGGAGAAAGAGACAUAAGACACAUUCAUGACCCACUGAAACGAUACAGUUCAUCAGCAGAUAAGUCACUUCACAUCAGCAGAGCUGUCGUCUCAGACGCUGGAACAUACUUCUGUAAUAAUGAAGCAGCUGUGGAGCUGACGGUGCUCCCAGGUCGUAAGGAACCAACAACAACAACAACAACUCCUCCACCUCUAACAAGACAAACCACAUCUGAACCUCUUCCAGCAGCAACAACUGCACCAUCCACACCUCUAGUAAACACAGACCGGCGACUACUUCAUGGUGUGUGGUUUGGAAUAGGUAUCGUCCUCCUCGUGCUCCUCCUCCUCCUCAUCGUCUUGUUCACUAGGAGAUACAGGUCCAAGAGACGAGGAAAUGAAGGAGGACACCAUGUCUAUGAUGAUAUACAGAUGAAUGGAUUAGUGUCUCAAACUACUAAUAAUGGCUCGAGCCAAAACAGCCCCAUGUAUGCCUACAUGAUCCACAACCGCCCACAGACGGGAAACAAUACAGAGACACCUCUAACUAAUGAGCCACUAUAUUCUUUGAUUUGGCAUCCCAAAGCCCGAUAUAGAUAAUAAAGGUAACUUUAAUCAUUAGCUGCAUUUAAAAUUGGGUGGGAGGCAUUUAAUGUGUUACCAUAAAAUAAAUUACAAUUUCCUAAUCCAGCAUAAGAAAGGAGAGUAAAUGUCACAUCUACAAAAACUACUUUUAAAAGUUUAAAUAACCGGAACAAAUAUGAAUUCUGAAUUCUGUUGAUUGUAAUUUCAACAGGUACAUCGCAGCUGGUGACUCCACAUAUGUUUAAUUGGGGAAACAACUAUGAACAAUAUUUACAUAGUUUCACCUGAAUAUUUAGUUUCUGUCAGGUAAAAGCAGAAUUCUGAGUCAUAUGUAGGAAAGUGAUGAAUAUGUUGUUUUGCAUCUUUUUGUAGUCUUUUUGUGUUUCGUUGUUUGACUUUGCGCCUGUGUUCAGUUGACUUGUUCAUUAAUCCAUCUAUGUUUAGAAGUGGAGGUUAAAGCUGUUUUUGAGGGGCCUUGAUGCCAUGAAAUGUAUAUAAACUCAUAAUACUUUAAUUAUAACAUACAGCUGUAGCAUCUACUGUAAAUAUUAGUUACAUUAUUUUGUCCAAACAACAGUAUUUGCUUAUUAAAGGUAAUUGUUACAAUUUUACUCGAUUUUCUGUGCUGUGGUUGAGACGUUGCGCAGGUUACUAUAUGCUGAGUCAGCUGUGAGGUUGCCUGUUGAAGAUUGGCUCUGCUGAAGCCGACCCCAACUACUUCCUGCCUGCUCGAUAAUGAUUGGCGCAGCCUGAGGCAACUCCCUCCAACCAGAAGAUGGCAAUUGACAUCAGCUGUUCUUGAAGGAGACGUACUAUACUGCAUUUCCAGUCCUACAUUGUAGUUCUGUGACUCCUGUAUGGCAGCCUUGCAUGAUUCAUAUCUUUCUUAUACUGGCUCUUCAUUUCAGCCUCUGUCUGAAACAAGCUGUAGAUGCUCCUAUGUUGAUUUUUAUUAGAUUUUACUGCUGAUUUCCAUUGAUCGGUUUGCCUCGCUGUGUAAAGUUUUGUCGGAGAUCUGUUUGCUUGGAAUAAUUAGUGUUAACUCUGCCUAAGGGAAAAGGGCCUAGGAUUAGCUUUACUAUUGAUUCAGCUGUGUCUGUGCAGUUGUUUAAUGUUAGUCACAACAGAUCAAUCUGUGUUUUGGUUUUGAAACCUUUUCAGUUGUUUGCUUUAAUAACUGUGUGCAGGUUAAUCACUCUCUCUCUGAGUAGAGAUUUCCUUUUCGUUACAUUGCUUUCAUUGAUUUAAGCAGCAUCCAACAGGCCCCUUUUCUGUUAUCCAUGGUGUUAAACUCUUGCGCUACAAUAAAUAACUUUUCUUUUACCAAAUCCAUCUGGUUAUAUGUUACUUUCCUUGCCCACAGGUCGGAACUGUAACAGUGGGAUGACUUAUAACUUUAGCAGACUGUUUGUGACUAGUAGAUACAAACAAUGUUUUGCUUCUGAUUACUUUUAGAACAAAACCUUAAUUAUUGACAAGAGUAAACUUUUUCCUACUUUUUAAAAUACAUUUAAAUAAAAAAUGCUCAGGACGAAGUAGAGAACAUUCCUUCUUGUGCCGUGUGUUGAACUGUUUUUCUCUUAAAUGUAUUUGCCAUGUUUUCUUUCAUUAAAAAAAC
Messenger RNA from Micropterus salmoides (largemouth bass), 2465 nucleotides. RefSeq names its product proline-rich receptor-like protein kinase PERK8. The transcript has 7 exons. NCBI's taxonomy places the organism in Eukaryota, Metazoa, Chordata, Actinopteri, Centrarchiformes, Centrarchidae. The record is from RefSeq and is a predicted model, not a curated record. The coding region runs from base 20 to 862 and encodes 280 amino acids.